Molecule: messenger RNA, 1060 nt
Organism: Morone saxatilis (striped sea-bass)
Lineage: Eukaryota; Metazoa; Chordata; Actinopteri; Moronidae
Exons: 7
Coding region: 293-1060 (255 amino acids)
Source: RefSeq, a predicted model, not a curated record
GAUUCUUUGGCACCAGACAGAGAUGCUUCAGGACAAACAUUAAGAUCACCAGCAGGGGAGAUGUGAAGACAACCAGGUUUGUUUGGGAGCAGCUGGAAUAACUGGGGUCAGUUGGAUAGUUAAUUUUAAAGGUGAAGUUAUUCUGUAAUAUACAAAGUUUUCCUGGGAGAGACCAAAAAUCUCAGAAGAGCCUACACGAGAAAAGUCAAUAAAACCAGUGGACCUACAGUAACAGAAUCUUUAUGUGGCUGAUGAGAAGACAUUAAAAAGCUUUUGGACAGGGAGUGGGACAAUGGGCUCCACAGGCUCCAGACCCAAGGUGCGGAAGGUAGCUCCAUGUAAUAGCCUGCAAGAAGAGGGGACACAGCCCGAACCACAAUGGACCCUCCCUGCUCUGCCGGUCACUGGGGAGCGGCUGUCAGGAUCUCUGGGACAGAGAAAGAUAACCUUACCUCCACUGAAACAGGAAAUAACUCUUUCCACACUCUCAGAACCAUGCUUUGCAGGAAGCCUACCACCAAAGCAAAGCAACAAUUCAAGCAUCAUUCACUCCCAUCCACCCCGAAGACCCCAGGCACUGCAACCACUGGCCCUUCAAAUUGGCCACACAAGCACUGCCAGUCAAAUUGCCAUGGGCAAGGACUGCAGAGAUGGGGCUGUCCAGCUAUUUUCUACAGCUGGCCAGACAGGACACUCUGGCACCGGCAGAAUCAUUCAGGGAGGGUUCCUGGAGGCCCAGACAUCUCUCACUCAACAGGCUCACCGGCGUCGGCGAGCUCACCUCCGACAAACCAGAGAGCAAAGAAGACAUAAGGUUGUCUACACAGUUAAUGUUGGAGGUGCAAAUACAGAAGGGAUCCAGAGGGUGAAACUUAUGAGGAGACCCACAGAGAGGGACAUCUUCUGGGAUGAGACCACAGGAGAAAGUCUGGAUCCCAGCUGCCUUCUGGACCAAAAAUCUCUGCCUCACCUCUGUGAAGAGAAACAGCUUAACCAGCCAGAGAAACAGCUCCUUUUGCAGAGAAGAUCUGCAGAGAGAUCAAGCUCAAGGUCUAACUGA